AAAUAACACUCAGUCUCUCUACAGGAAGUUAUAUCAAGUUAUUACCUGUAGGUAAACAUAACAAAACAGAACAAAACUAAGUCUUUAUCUGAACCUCAUAUUGAACGACAGCCAUGAGUAACAUCAUAGGUAUAUCACCAUUGCAAUAUGUUCACGUUUUGGACAUGAAUUCCAACAUUACAAGAGUGGAGACUGGUCCACAAACUGUAGUCUUGGAUGCCAAUGAAAGACUGGUUGCCGGCCCACUUACUAUGAUUGUUAUACCACCAGUCCAUUUUUGUAUGAUUAAAAAUCCUAUGUCUAAAUAUGUACCGGGAAAAGUGUGUGAGUUGAGACUGGGUCAGUUUGAUGUCAGGUUCCAUGCUGAGCCAUUUUGUUUAUAUCCCGGUGAGGAGUUGGUUGGGGCAGAGAGCUAUGGUAAGGGCAGUUCAGAUUACAAAGCAGCUAUCAGAGCACAGCCGGUCAUCCAAGCUGACCAUGCCAUACGACUUACUGCAGUCCUCGAUCACACAGACACAGAUGGUGUUAAGAGAAAGGCUGGUGAUAUCUGGCAGAUAGAGGGACCAUUGAUGUACUUUCCUACACCGAAUGCUGAAAUAGUACGUAUAGUUGCUCCAGACAUUAUCAGGGCUGAUCAGGCAAUGAGGCUGAAGGCUUUACAGGAUUUCACUGACAAAACUGGAAGGAAGCGUGUUACAGGUGAAGAGUGGUAUGUGAAUAAGCCAGGGGCAUAUCUCACUGGAGUUAAUGAAGAAGUUGUCUCUUUGGAAGAAAGAAGAACUCUGACAUUGGACACAGGUCUCAAGCUGAGAGCUUCACAAACUUUCACAGAUGAUAAUGGAGUAAAAAGACUGGCAGGAGAGCAGUGGUUAUUGACAGGGGAGGAACAAGACGAAUAUUACCCACAGAUUGGUGUAGAAGUUGUGUCAGUCGAGAAGCGGGUUGUCUUGGCACAGGGUCAGUAUUGUGUUGUACUUGACCCAGUGGACACAGACUUCAAGCCCCAGCUGGGCAAGCGUGAACUCAGGAAGGGCUGUUGCUCCUUUUUUCUACAUCCAGGUGAGCGACUAGAACAGGGUAUACAGAACAGUUUUGUUCUCUCAGAAGAUGAGGCUAUUGUUUUGUUGGCCACAGAGGCAUUUAAAGACACAACCCAGAAGGGCAAGAAGGUUUUACGUAAAUGUGGUGAAAAAUGGAUGAUCAAUGGACCAGUUGAGUAUAUUCCCCCCAUUGAAGUGAAUGUUAUAGACAAAAGGAAGCAGAUACCAAUGAGCAAGAAUGAAGGAAUUUAUGUACAGGAUACACAGACUGGCAGGGUCAGAGCUGUGAUGGGACCAAAGUCAUACAUGUUGCAGUCUCAUGAACUUCUCUGGAAGAAAGAACUGGACGCUAUUGUAGAAGAAAUGCUUAAACAUGGUGGAGGUUCAGGGUCAGGAGAUAUCAGGAAGAUUGCUUAUUUUGAACAGUCAAUAGACCCACAGUUUCUCAAGGGUCGGGAUAAGACGAGGGUUGUACAGUAUAGAUGCCCAGGCAACACGGCCGUCCAGGUGAACAACUAUUUGGAUAAAACAGCACGGGUUGUAUUUGGUCCUGACCUGGUUAUCCUCGGGCCACAUGAGAACUUCAGUGUUCUUAGUCUCAGUGCUGGAAAACCCAAAGUUUCCAAUGCAAUGAAAUCAUUAUGUCUGAUGUUGGGUCCUGACUUCAUUACAGAUAUAAUAGAGGUUGAGACAUCUGACCAUGCCAGGCUGAAGUUGAAGGUUGCUUUUAACAACCAUUUUGAGUAUGAGAGAGGUAACAAAGAAAGUGAAUCAAAAGUUUUUGCUGUACCAGAUUUUAUUGGGUUUGCAUGUCGACAGAUAGGAAGUAGGAUUCGAGCAGCAGUAGCGUUGAUACCAUUCGAUGAAUUCCAUCGUCAUUCUGCACAAGUCAUACAACAAGCUGUGUUCAGAGAUCCAAUAACUGGUGCAACCAACACGUCUCUCAAAUUUGAUGCAAACAAUCUGGUAAUCUCGUCCAUUGAUAUACAAAGUAUAGAGCCAGUGGACAGAAAGAUGAGCGACAGUUUAACCAAGUCUAUACAGCUAGCCAUUGAGAUUUCAACAAACUCCCUCGAAGCUGCAGCUCUGCAUGAGGCAUUGAGAACAGAACAGGAGGCUAAAGGUCAUCUUGAGAGGCAGAAACUGACCAAUGAGAAAGAGUCGGAGAGGGAAAGAUGUAAACUGCUUGAACUUCGGUCUGUCACUGCUGCUGUGGAAUCAACUGGACAAGCUACGGCAGAGGCGCAGGCCCAGGCCGAGAGGGUACUCAUUGAAUGUGAAAGUGAAAUAGAAGCUGCAAGAUUGAAAGCAAAGGCCUUGGCAAUAGAGCACUAUGCUAAACUGGAAGCACAAAAUAUGGCAAAGAAAGGUGAGCUGACUUUUGUGAAGAAUCAGAUAGCUUUGGAGCUACAAAAAGAGAAAGCCUUGGCAAAUAUUGAAGUGAAUAGAUUUUCUGAUAUGGUCAGUGCCCUUGGAGCAGACACCCUUGCUGCUAUAGCAACUGCUGGACCAGAUACACAGGUGAAACUGUUAUCCAGUCUGGGACUGGAGUCCACGUUGAUUACAGAUGGGAACAGUCCUAUCAACUUAUUCAUGACAGCACAGGGACUCGUACAAACACAACAGUGAAAUUCAUGAGACUAUGCAACACAUUCCUGAUGUAACAGAUAAUACAAGUAAUGACAUUUACUAUGAAAAUGGUUACAUGGACCGAUUAGAGUAGAAAGUCAUAACAUACUACUUCUGCCGAAUAAUUAAACUUCAUGUACAUUAGUUUGUCAUGUUUCUUUGUUUAUAUUACACCUGUUUACCUGAUAAGCACAGAACUUUACUUGUUACAAAUUUAUAUUGCUGAAAAAGAUAAACUCAUGACCUUGAUGAAUAUGCCAUUAUUCAUAAACGUAAAUUCAUCAUUGAAUGAUUUCAUUCUGUUUUAAACAAAUUGAAUUAAGCUUAUACAUUAACAAGUAUCUUUGAAAUUCAGCAUCAUAGAUUCACAAACAUGUACGUUAUUGUGCAAUUUAAACCUUAUAAUAACUCAUUAUCACAUGCUGAUCCUUUAUACUAGGAGUAAUUAAAUUAGUCUUUUAUUUUCCACUAUACUUAAUUUGAAUGAAGAAAUAAACCACUUAAAACUCUGAAUUCUGUACCAGGGUACAUAUUUGUCAACAUUUUAAGUUUUUACUGUUGACUUGGGGACUUUUUACAUGAAAAAUUUUCCUUUUUCUUUGUAAUUGAUGUUACUGCAGAUUGUAUUGAAACUUUGCAUGAAUGUACAUUAUACAGCUACAGCUUUAAGCAAAAUUUCAUCAUGUUUAAUUCUCUAUAAACUAAGUUGGUACUUGCAUAUUUGCUGUUCUUAAGUAUCAAAUUUCAGACUUUAAACAUGGACGAAUACAGGCUCAGAAGUUUAAUAUGUAAAAUGUUACAGUGAUGGAGUGAUCUGUAUUAUCUUGAAAAGUAAAUUUAUUUUGUUCUCGAAUUUCAGUGCAUUAUACAUAUCUGUCUACGAAUAUAAAUCUAUACAUACAAAUGCAGUUAAUUGUUAUUUAGUUAUGUACAUUUUGUGUUAAUUGUUACAUGUACAUGUAUAUUUUAAGUUACUUGUUCCACACAAAAUGUACAUUUUUGUUGCUUUGAUUGAAUCAUUGAUCAAAUUCAUGUGAUAGUGUUGUUUUCUCAUAGUAGAAUGUUGAUAUUAUUUAUUAAUGUUAUUUUAUAUUCACUUUAUCACUUUUUUUUUUUUUUUUCUAUAUUGUUUUCUACUUUUACAUAUCUGGUCAAUUAUACUAUGUAUUGAUAAAAUACAAAAAAAAAAAACAAUAUUGUCUGUUUAGCAUAUUGUGUUAUAGAAAUUUUUCCAUGACUAAAUUUAAAAAUUAAAUGCCAUGUAAAGAUCCUCUGCAAGUAUUAGUAAGUUUUCUGAAUGAGAGACUGUUUAGACUGUUCCCGUUUUUAUCGUCAAACAAUGGAAAAAAAAUGUUAAUUUUUUUUUACCUUAUGUUCUAGAUUUAUUUUACUAAAUUAUGAUUUUUCAGACAGUCAUAGGACGUCAGGGGACAGGGUACGGACAUAAUUUU
Messenger RNA from Mercenaria mercenaria, 4120 nucleotides. RefSeq names its product major vault protein-like. The record is from RefSeq and is a predicted model, not a curated record. Bases 114 to 2669 code for a protein of 851 amino acids. Lineage: Eukaryota; Metazoa; Mollusca; Bivalvia; Venerida; Veneridae. The transcript has 23 exons. Gene Ontology annotation, cellular component: cytoplasm; nucleus.